GCCCUGCGGCGCCUCCAGACCGCGUGUCUCCACUCCAGCCGACGCCUCCAUGCGGAGUUCGCCGCCGAGCGGGACUGGGACCAGUUCCACCAGCCUCGGAGUCUCCUCCUGGCCUUGGUGGGGGAAGUGGGAGAGCUGGCGGAACUCUUUCAGUGGAAGUCUGAUGCAGAGCCUGGCCCCCGAGCCUGGCCGCUGAAGGAACGGGCAGCUCUUCAGGAGGAGCUUAGUGAUGUACUCAUCUACUUGGUGGCAUUAGCAGCCCGCUGCCACGUGGAUCUGCCCCAAGCGGUGCUCUCCAAAAUGGACACCAACCGGCAGCGCUACCCCGUCCAUCUGUCCCGCGGCUCUGCUCGAAAGUAUACAGACUUACCCCUGGGUGCCACCUCUGAAGACCGGGCUGCGGAGCCCUUGGACCUGGCCUGUGCAUCCACAGGUCAGUGCUCCACAACUGCCACUAAGGAUGGCAGCUGAAGAGCAGAGGGUGGCUCUGCUGUGGAACUUGUUCUAGUCCUUUCCUAACGGGUCUUGACCUGAGGACCCCUCUUCCUGAUGUUGGAGGCCUGAGAGCCUCCAGACGAUAGUCUCUCCCCCAAUAAAAUUGUUAAAGACAGCAACUUCUGGAUUCUUCCUGAGUGGCCAGGGAGGCAAUACCGCAACAGGUGCUGCAAAGGGGUCCUCAUACCUCUCUGUUGGACCUCCUACCUGCAGGAGGAGCCAGUUCCCAGCCAACUCCCAAUGGGAUCUCAUCCAAGUGUCUUGCCCUUCUGGACCUGUAAAGGAGACUGGAGGCUGUCAUAGGGUCCAGACUGAGGCCAGCGUGUAUCUUAGUGGAAGAGAGCUUGCUUGCCCAGCAUGCAUGAAGCUCUGGGUUCAAUUCCUAGUACAAAAAAACAAAACAAAAAUAA
Molecule: messenger RNA, 905 nt
Organism: Fukomys damarensis (Damara mole-rat)
Lineage: Eukaryota; Metazoa; Chordata; Mammalia; Rodentia; Bathyergidae
Gene: Dctpp1
Product: dCTP pyrophosphatase 1
Exons: 2
Biological process (GO): nucleoside triphosphate catabolic process
Molecular function (GO): nucleoside triphosphate diphosphatase activity
Source: RefSeq, a predicted model, not a curated record